AAGACCAAGUUGUUUUGAAUUAUUGGUAUGCUCGUGAAUAUUUUGAGAAUGAAUUGGAAAUUAUCAUGUCAACAAAUUUUAAAUUGGCAAAAAAUUGUGAUUUUUGGUUUUAUUUGUUUGUUAGUCUAUCAGAAAAUUUUUAAAAAUUUGGGUUCCUCUGAUCGAAGUACCAAAUCUUUAUUGUUCGAAAAUUGGCCAUUUCAUAGUGGAAAAUCGCUAUGUGCUGCAAAUCCACCGAAUUUAACUGGUGCAAUUGAUGUCGAUUUAGAGGUCGAGUCCAUUGAAGCAAUUAACCAAAGAUUUGGUCACCUAUUGAAGCAAGGUGGAUUUUAUGCGCCAAAAAAUUGCACCGCAAGACAUCGUGUUGCUAUCGUUACACCGUUUCGUGAUCGAGCAGAUCAAUUACCGAUCUUUUUGAAAAACUUGCAUUCACUAUUGAUGAAACAACAGAUUGAGUAUGGAAUUUUCGUAGUAGAACAAACACCCGGCCCCCAAUUUAAUCGCGGCACUCUCUUCAACGUUGGAUUUGUUGAGGCUAUGAAAAUGAGGCGAUGGGAUUGUUUCAUAUUUCACGAUGUAGAUCUGAUUCCACUCAAUGAUCACAAUCUUUAUACUUGCCCAACGAAAAAUCCACGACACAUGGCUGUUUCUAUGAAUACAUUUGAAUAUGUACUACCAUAUGAUGAAUAUUUUGGCGGAGCGACUGCAUUUACUGUUGAACAAUUCAAAAAGAUAAAUGGACAUUCAAAUUUAUUCUGGGGAUGGGGCGGUGAAGAUGAUGAUGUUUUUAAUAGGGUCGUGAAUGCCAACUAUACCAUCGAAAGGUAUCCCAAGGAAAUAUCCAAAUAUAUCAUGCUUUCACAUGAUGUUCCGGAUAGUAAUCCAGAUCGCUUCAAUGUCUUACACAAAGCCAAAUUUAUUUACAAAACAAAUGGAUUAAAUUCAGUAAAAUAUCAUUUAAAAAAUCUUCAAAUCAAACCAACAUAUACUUGGAUACUUGUUGAUUUAAUUCCCGAAGAGAUGGGCGGAGUAUCAGAGCAACGAUCUCGUAUUGUAUAAAUUGCGGCCAUUUUCAAGUGAUGACCAUUUAUUUUACCUUUCAUAAAAGAGAGACUGAGCCCCACCAUGUGGGAUUUCAAAGAAAUUUGAAAAAAAAAUUACCAAAUAAAACUCUUUUAUUUCAA
Contarinia nasturtii (swede midge) is the source of this 1184-nucleotide messenger RNA. RefSeq names its product beta-1,4-N-acetylgalactosaminyltransferase bre-4-like. NCBI's taxonomy places the organism in Eukaryota, Metazoa, Arthropoda, Insecta, Diptera, Cecidomyiidae. The coding region runs from base 28 to 1059 and encodes 343 amino acids. Gene Ontology annotation, molecular function: N-acetyl-beta-glucosaminyl-derivative 4-beta-N-acetylgalactosaminyltransferase activity. The record is from RefSeq and is a predicted model, not a curated record. The transcript is spliced from 6 exons. Gene Ontology annotation, biological process: glycosphingolipid biosynthetic process; carbohydrate metabolic process.